This is a messenger RNA of Prunus armeniaca (apricot), 1098 nucleotides long. The record is from the annotation of a GenBank genome assembly. NCBI's taxonomy places the organism in Eukaryota, Viridiplantae, Streptophyta, Magnoliopsida, Rosales, Rosaceae.
AUGCAUGCGAUAUGCCAAUGUGCUGAACAUGCUCCUACCUUUCUCAUUGUCUGUUUUAGGGAUGGUAAUAAUACCCGUCGGGUCCCCGGCCCUAACGGGGGGAGUUUUCGGGGAGAAAUCCGGGCCGGGUACGGGGAUCCUAGAAUUUGCAAAAUCCCCGACCAAGGAUGGACCGGGUAUGGGAUUAGAGUCGCUGUUUGUCGCUCCUUAUUCCUUCCUCCUACACGGACUGCUAUCUUCUCGAAUUCUUUGAGCAAGCGAUUGCACUUCAAGUUUCAACUGCACAUCAAGUUUGCUGUCAGCAAGGUGGGUUAUGACAAUGAAGAGACUGAAGUUCCUGAAACCCAAAUUGAGGAGGAUAACAACCCUACACCAAAUGAAAAUGAUAGCAAUCCUACAGCAACUGAAAAUAACAACACGGAAGUCACAAGUUCAACUCAAGCUAUUGUGAAUAAAAGGAAAGUGAGAGAUGGCUUAGAAGUGAUUAAAAGGAGUAUUGAGAAAAUUAGGUACAGUGUUGCAUUUUGGCUAGGAACCCAAAAAAGAGAGGAGAAAUUUCUUGAAGCGGCCAGGCAGUUGAGACACCGUGAGCCAUUGUACAAAGAACUGUCUAGUGAAAGUGAUUGGGCAAAGACAAAGGAGCUUGUUGAUAAGUUGAACAUGUUUUAUGAUGUGACUGUUCUUUUUUCAGGGACCAAGUAUCCUACUGCCAAUCUUUACUUUAAGAAUAUUUGUGCUAUUAGAUUAGCAAUGUAUGAUUGGCUUAGUUCUGAACAAGAAGAGGUGCAAGCAAUGGCAUUACAUAUGCAAACAAAGUUUGAGAAGUAUUGGGAUACAAUGCUUGGUUUGAUGGGAGUUGCAACUCAAGAGAUUAAGAAAUAUAAAGAUAUUCUCUAUGACUUGGUCAAGGAGUAUCAGUCAAGAUAUCAACAAAGUCAACAAGUGCAAUCUGAAUCUUUGAUUCCUACUUCUUCAUCAAGCCCAUCUAUGCCUAAACUUGAUUUGCUUCAAGCUCUAAUGAGAGCGAGGCUAGAAGAGUCACCGUUCAAGAUGAAGAAGUUGAUAAUAAUGAGGAGGAGGCAACAUUCUUAUAUUUAA